This is a messenger RNA of Acanthocheilonema viteae, 1371 nucleotides long. Lineage: Eukaryota; Metazoa; Nematoda; Chromadorea; Rhabditida; Onchocercidae. The record is from the annotation of a GenBank genome assembly.
AUGGGUGCACUUCUGGCAACACCCGUGUAUAUCUCAUCGUUAGGAUGCUGCUGCGGUAGUGCGGCAUGCUCUUUAUGCUGUUCAGCAUGUCCAACUACCCGAAGCUCAUUGACUACCAGAGUAAUGUAUGCUGGAAUGUUGUUGAUUAGUACAUUCAUGGCUUGUCUAAUGCUUGCACCUGGUAUACAAGCUAAACUUGCUGAUUCAAAUUGGUUUUGUGAGGGUCUCUCUGGAAUUGCUGGAAUAAACUGUUCCCAUGCUGUUGGUUUUCAAGCUGUUUACAGACUUUGCGGAGCAGUGGUUAUUUUCUUCUUCUCGCUAAUGAUUUUGAUGUUGGGGGUGAAAUCAUCUCGUGACCCACGGUCGAAAAUUCAAAACAGCUUUUGGUUCUUCAAAUAUGUGAUCGUUAUUGGGAUCACUGUCGGAUUAUUUUAUGUCAAUUCAGAAAACAUUUCUGCACCUUUAAUGUGGACUGGGUUGAUCGGUGGCUUUAUUUUCAUUCUUCUACAGCUUAUAUUGAUAGUCGAUUUUGCUCAUUCGCUCGCUGAAGGAUGGAUGGAAAAGUAUGAAGAGAAUGAAAGUCGCACAUGUUAUUGUGGAUUGUUGACAUUCACUGUUAUGUCAUAUAUAUUAGCCUUCUUUGCUGUCGCGCUGAUGUACAUGUUUUACACUGCAGGAAAUUCAUGUCAUAUGCCAAAGUUAUUUAUUUCCCUCAAUGUCAUUCUCUGUGUACUAGUUUCUGUCUUGUCGAUCCUUCCACGUAUACAGGAACAAAUGCCUCGAUCAGGCUUGUUGCAGUCAUCGUUCAUUACUCUUUACGUAAUGUACAUCACAUGGUCAGCACUAAUCAAUAAUCCAGAUAAAGAAUGUAAUCCAUCGUUAAUUAACAUUUUUGCCAACCACACAACCCAACAUGGCCAGGAUGUUUAUGGAACACCAAUACCAGCUGAAUCUCUAGUUUCCCUUCUUAUUUGGUUCAUUUGUAUACUCUAUGCAUCAUUUCGGACCUCAUCGAGUUUCAAUAAAAUUGCAGGCGGUUCAUCACCUCUAACAGUAGAUGAUGCAGAUAACGGUUCUCAGCAACGUAUUAUCACAUCCACCGAAGAUAAUCCCGAAAGCGGACGUGUUUGGGAUGACGAAUCAGAUGCCGUUUCAUAUAGCUAUUCAUUUUUCCAUUUUGUAUUUGGGCUGUCUUCAUUGUAUGUAAUGAUGACUCUCACAUGUUGGUACAAACCGGAUAGUGAUUUGCGUCAUCUAAACAGCAACAUGGCAGCAGUAUGGGUGAAAAUUGUAUCUUCUUGGCUUUGCCUCGCAAUUUAUGCGUGGACACUUGCAGCACCAGCAAUUUUUCCAGAUCGUGACUUUUCCUGA